Messenger RNA from Drosophila grimshawi, 2926 nucleotides. RefSeq names its product cell division cycle 5-like protein (gene Cdc5). The coding region runs from base 362 to 2848 and encodes 828 amino acids. The transcript is spliced from 4 exons. Gene Ontology annotation, cellular component: spliceosomal complex; Prp19 complex. The record is from RefSeq and is a predicted model, not a curated record. Gene Ontology annotation, molecular function: RNA polymerase II transcription regulatory region sequence-specific DNA binding; DNA-binding transcription factor activity, RNA polymerase II-specific. NCBI's taxonomy places the organism in Eukaryota, Metazoa, Arthropoda, Insecta, Diptera, Drosophilidae. Gene Ontology annotation, biological process: mRNA splicing, via spliceosome; regulation of transcription by RNA polymerase II.
AAUUAGAAAAAUACCACGCCACCGAUAAGUAGUGCCACUAUUAAAAAUUGAAAAAAACAGGAGAUUGAGCCAAAUUCUUAUAAUUUCCAUAAAUAAAUUCACAAAAAAAAUACAUACAUUACUUGAACAUUUUUAACAUAUGUAAGAACGGCAACAAAGGCUCUUUCUCAGAUGACGUCGCGAUUACCAGGGCUGCAUCAAACCCAACUAACUAUCGCGCACAAACGAUAGUAGCCCGAACGACAUCGAUUACAAGCUUUAUAAACGUUUGCAUUUGACACAUCGCUAUCGGUAAACUUUGCAGAAUAUUUAGUAAGAGUUUUGUGUUUUAAAGUGUUAUAAGAAAAGACAAAGUGACAAAAUGCCGCGUAUUAUGAUCAAAGGCGGCGUCUGGCGCAACACAGAGGAUGAAAUUCUCAAAGCGGCUGUCAUGAAAUAUGGCAAAAAUCAAUGGAGUCGCAUUGCAUCGCUGCUGCAUCGCAAGUCGGCUAAGCAGUGCAAGGCACGCUGGUACGAAUGGCUCGAUCCGAGCAUUAAGAAGACAGAAUGGUCACGCGAGGAGGAUGAGAAACUGCUGCAUCUGGCCAAACUUAUGCCGACGCAGUGGCGAACAAUUGCCCCAAUUAUUGGACGCACUGCAGCACAAUGCCUGGAACGCUAUGAGUAUUUGCUCGAUCAGGCACAGCGCAAGGAGGAUGGCGAGGACACCAUGGAUGAUCCGCGCAAGCUAAAGCCCGGCGAAAUCGAUCCCAAUCCGGAGACAAAACCGGCACGACCCGAUCCCAAAGACAUGGACGAGGACGAACUGGAGAUGCUGUCCGAGGCACGUGCCCGCCUCGCCAACACCCAAGGCAAGAAGGCCAAGCGCAAGGCGCGCGAGAAGCAACUGGAGGAGGCACGUCGCCUGGCUACGUUGCAGAAGCGACGCGAGUUGCGUGCGGCUGGCAUUGGUAGUGGCAAUCGGAAGCGCAUCAAAGGCAUCGACUACAACGCGGAGAUCCCGUUUGAGAAACGGCCAGCUCCAGGUUUCUAUGACACCGCCGAGGAGCAUCUGCAGAAGCAGGAUCCGGACUUUAAUAAGAUGCGGCAACAGGAUCUUGAUGGUGAGCUGCGCUCCGAGAAGGAGGAACGCGAACGCAAACGUGACAAACAGAAGCUGAAGCAGCGCAAGGAGAACGAGGUGCCAUCGGCCAUGCUGCAGAGCAUGGAACCGGAACGUAAACGCUCCAAGUUGGUGCUGCCCACGCCGCAGAUCUCCGAUCUGGAACUGCAACAGGUCGUCAAGCUGGGGCGCGCCAGUGAGAUGGCCAAAGAGAUUGCCGGCGAGAGCGGCAUCGAGCAGACUGAUGCCCUGCUGGCGGACUAUUCCAUAACGCCGCAAGUGUCGGCGACGCCACGCACUCCGGCACCAUACACGGAUCGCAUAAUGCAGGAGGCACAGAAUAUGAUGGCACUCACCCACACAGAGACACCUCUCAAGGGUGGCCUCAAUACGCCGUUGCACGAAUCUGAUUUCUCGGGCGUGCUGCCCAAGGCUGCGGCCAUUGCGACGCCGAAUACGGUGAUUGCCACGCCCUUUCGCACACAACGCGAGGGCGGCACAGGCGCAGGAACACCAGCCGGGUUUCUAACACCCGCCUCGGGUGCUGUAGUGCCUGUGGCGAAGACAGGAACAGCUGGAGCAGCGAGUGCAACGCCUGCCUUUGUGCGGGAUAAGCUCAGCAUCAAUGCGGAGGAGACAAUGGGCGUCACCGAGACGCCAGCUCUCUAUAAGAACUACCAGAAGCAGCUGAAGUCGACGCUGCGCGAGGGAUUGUCCACGCUGCCGAUGCCACGCAACGAUUACGAGAUUGUGGUGCCGGAGCAGGAGGACAACGAACCAAUGGAGACUGGCCAAGAGCCGGCGAUAGAGGAUCAAGCAGAUGUCGAUGCACGCAUCCUUGCCGAACAGGAGGCACAGCGCAAGCGUGAGCUUGCCAAGCGCUCCCAGGUCAUUCAGCGCAAUCUUCCGCGUCCCACAGAGGUCAACACGAAGAUCCUGCGACCGCAGUCCGAGAAACAGAAUCUCAGCGAGCUGCAGCAGGCCGAGGAGCUGAUCAAACACGAAAUGAUCACCAUGCAGCUUUAUGACUCUGUGCGUGAUCCGGUGCCUGGACAAUCGCAGCAGAAGCUGGAGCAGUUGCACAGCUUCUUCAAGGCCAAUCCGUACGAGGAGAUCACGCAGGAGGAUCUGGCCGAUGCCAAACAGAUGCUCAGCGACGAAAUGGAGGUGGUCAAGGAGCGCAUGUCGCACGGCGAACUGCCGCUCGACGUUUACGGUCAGGUGUGGCAGGAGUGUCUCGGCCAGGUGCUCUACCUACCCUCCCAGCAUCGUUAUACACGUGCCAAUUUGGCCAGCAAAAAGGAUCGCCUGGAAUCCGCCGAGAAGCGACUCGAACAGAAUCGUCGCCAUAUGGCCAAGGAGGCGAAACGGUGUGGCAAGAUCGAGAAGAAACUAAAGAUUCUCACCGGCGGCUAUCAGGCACGUGCCCAGGUGCUGGUCAAGCAGCUGCAGGACACCUAUGCGCAGAUCGAACAGAACACCCAGUCGCUGUCCACGUUUCGUUUCCUCGGCGAGCAGGAGGGCAUUGCGGUGCCGCGUCGCCUCGAAGCGCUCCAGGAGGAUGUGCGUCGCCAGAUGGAGCGUGAAAAGGAGCUGCAGCUGAAGUACGCCCAUCUCGCCGAGCAACGCGAUGCGCUCUUCAACCAAAUCGCACUGAUCACCGGCGAGCGACCCACUCGCGAGCUACUGCUCGGCAUUGAUCCAGAGACGGAGCAACUGCAGCAGCAGCAGCAGCUGGAGGCCUAGAUAUAAGUCACUAGCAAUUUAAUUUGUAUCCAAAAAAGAGAAAAAACUUCAAUACACUCAAACAAUCAUUUAAACAAA